Messenger RNA from Prorocentrum cordatum, 2604 nucleotides. NCBI's taxonomy places the organism in Eukaryota, Dinophyceae, Prorocentrales, Prorocentraceae. The record is from the annotation of a GenBank genome assembly.
AUGGAUUUCCUAAGGAAGAAAUCCAAGAUCCCGGCCGGAGCGCGAAAAGAGUAUAAACUUUUGUCACUCUUCUGUCCUGCCUGCCGCUGGGUGUUCCGUUCCGGCACGGUCACUCUGGCCCGGCAGCACACGCGCGAGAGCCACGCAGACAUGUCGGAGCAGGAGUUCGCGGUGAGGGUGAACGACCAGUUGAAGUCCACGGAGUUGAGGCUGUGCGGCGCGCUCGGCAGGGACAAGAGGCAUGGAGCUCACAUGCGGGCUUUCUGGGCCUCGACAGUAUCUUUCUUCGUGGCGUUCGUGGGUUGGUUCGCCCUGAGCCCGAUCGCUAUCGAGGUGGUCCACAGCAUCGACGCUUGCGAAAACCAGCUCUUCCCACCGGUUGCGAACCCAGAGAGGAAAGCAUUCUUGAAGUUCAAGGCGAUCGCGUCGGGGAAGAAGUAUUGCCAGCAUGGGAAGAUCGGAGAGGAUAACGAUCCGACUGGGUGCCAGGAUGUGCCGCAGGACGUUUGGGACGAGAGUUGUGGCGGCGUGGCGGCCACCGCGUGCACGCAGAGCGAGACGCUCACGGACGACGUCGAUCUGUGCCCCGAGGCGUGCAUGUUCGGCCCGGUCAAUGUGCAGUCUGGCCUCCUGCUCUUCGGAGCCAUCUGGGUCUUCGCCGCGGCGGGCAUCUCGGCAGAGUGGAACUUCAUCCUCAUUCAAGGGGUGGAGUGGCCAGAUGGCUCGUGCAGCAUGCCGGAGUCAUGGCCCCUGAUCGUCGGCACUGAGUCCCGCGUCUGCGCGGAGCGCGCACACAUCGGGCACGACAUUGCCGCGACCGCCACGGGCAAGCGCGCUCGUACAGCGCAUGCUACCAACCAGGUGCUGUGCGAGGCCUUUUCUGCCGAACGAGCCGAUCGGGUGACCAUGGCGGAGAUCAACGUCACGGAGGUGUUCACUAAUGACGACGGAUGCAGUCAGGAGCGCGCGGAGAAGACCCUCAACGCGCUUGUCAAGGAGUGGGGACAACAGCUAGCCGACGGGCUCGCCGAGAAGAUGGAUACACCCUGCCAAGACCGAGUCCUUCAUGAGGACCUCUGGUAUUUCGGACCAGAUCCCCGUGCACCUCCUUUCCGGAAGCGCCAGCUCACCGACCUGCGGGAGGAGCUACAUCGAUCCCAACGGGUGGAGCUACAGGAGGACGCAGACACUCUCAACGCCAACUACGCACGCCCAACAGAUCACAGCGCCAUGGACGACAUUAAGCAGGCUACUGCAUGCAGCGCCGCCGAGGGGCGCCUGCGCGCCGCCGGAUUCGACUUCAACAAGCCACCGGACACACAUACGACGCCUCGCUCCAGCAUCGCCAUAUUGGCGGGCAUCGCGGGGCCAUCCGCCAUCGACAAGAUGAAGACCGACGACCUUGCGAGGCGGGCGCCUGCAGACAUCGAGAGGAAGCUAAACGCCAUGCCGAACUACGCAUUGCAAGGGAUUUUGCGCGAGUUGAAGCUCCCGGUGUCAGGCAUCAAGGUGGACCUUGUGGCGAGGAUCGUCAAUCAUUACAACCGUGGUUGGGACUUGUCUCGUUUUAACGUGAGCACGCGGCAGUGUUUCUUCGACAGCGGGGGCCGGCGGAUCCGCAUGAUGAUCGGUUGCGCGGGGGCCACGUUCGUCACAAAUCAGUUCUGGUGCUCCCUCAUGUUCGCCCCGAACGUGGUGGGCACCGCCAACGCGACCGCAGCGGGGUGGGGCAACCUCGGCGGCGGCGUCACACAGAUAUUCAUCGUGUGGUGCCUGUUCAAGCCCUUCCAGGAGAUGGGCGCGAGCUCUGACACGGCCUGGCGCCUGUCCAUGGUCGUCCCCGGUUGCGUCUUCGUCGCGGUUGCCAUCAGCAUGAAGCUGUUUUGCUGGGACAUGCCAACGGGGCCCCGCUUCAAGACCAGCGACACGGGCAAGACAUCAAACGCGUCGAUGUGGGACUACGUGGAGUGCCUGAAGGACCCCAGGAUCGUCAUUAUGAUCUUCCAGUACGGCGCCUGCUUUGGCACGGAGCUGGUCAUGAACGCGCAGCUGGCCACCCAUUUCCGCGUCUACUUCCAGAUGGAGGCCGGCGCUGCCUCUGCCCUGGCAGGCUCCUUCGGCCUGAUGAACUUGUUCGCGCGCUCAUUGGGCGGCAUCUUCAGCGAUUUUCUUUUCGCCAGAUUCGGUUUCUCUGGCCGUAUUUGGGCUCAGUUCCUCUGCCUUUUCCUCGAGGGCAUCUUCCUGCUCGGCUUCGGAUCUGUGGAGAACUCGCAGCCAUGGUACGUCGCCCUGGCCGUCUUGCUGUGUUUCUCUCUCUUCGUGCAGAUGACCGAGGGCACCAGUUACGGCAUCGUGCCGUUCAUGAACCCGAAGCAGCUCGCGUGCACAUCCGCGCUGGUGGGGGCGGGCGGGAACUUGGGCGCCGUGAUCGCCCUGUGGUGUUUCUACAACACCCUUGGGCCCAUCGACACCCUGCUCCCGUUCAAGGUCCACGGUGCCUACGUGAUCUUUUGGGCGAUGACCUCUCCGGCGUUCUACUGGGCCGACAAGGGCGGCAUGUUCUGCGGCGCCAGUGACCCCGCCUUCCAGAAACCCGCGCCCAAG